Messenger RNA from Diorhabda sublineata, 21034 nucleotides. RefSeq names its product limbic system-associated membrane protein-like. Gene Ontology annotation, cellular component: axon; plasma membrane. NCBI's taxonomy places the organism in Eukaryota, Metazoa, Arthropoda, Insecta, Coleoptera, Chrysomelidae. Gene Ontology annotation, biological process: axon guidance; homophilic cell-cell adhesion; dendrite self-avoidance. The record is from RefSeq and is a predicted model, not a curated record. Gene Ontology annotation, molecular function: cell-cell adhesion mediator activity. The coding region runs from base 362 to 1909 and encodes 515 amino acids. The transcript has 11 exons.
AGUUGCUUCGCGAUUAUCGACGGAGUAGGUAGAGCCCUUUGAAUUGAAAAUAAGCGACAAACGCGCUCUUUCGCGUAGUGUUUGCGUAUUUGUUUUAAAACUUUUUGCACAAAUUUGGAUUUCUAUUUGGAAGUUUAAUAGAAACGUUAACGAGGAGAUAUCUUAAUAUCAGCACUCUUAACAGUGGAGCGGUGAAAUAAAAUGUGCCAAAUAUCUAGUGCUGGAAUAGAAAACUCAUAAAAACAGGCGUCAACAUUAAAGUGUUUUGAUUUAACAUUCUAAAGUGCCGGGUUUAUUCUUAAACACUACAUUGUGAUCAUUAAAUUUAUUGAACUGAGUGAAUUUAAAGAACUUAAAGACAAUGCUUUCGUCCCUAUCAACACUGGUGAUUCUUCAGGCUUUUCUAUUGCAAGGAUUUCUGCAGGCCAACAUCAAAGCUGAUUCCUCUACUUUACCGACAUUCCAAACGUCGAGUCAAGUGUUUAAGGUCACCGAUAAGGACACUGUUGUGUUACCCUGUGAAGUGUCCAAUGCUGGUCCCUAUAAACUAGUUUGGAAAAAAGGAAUAGCUGUUCUAUCGGCAGGGAACGUGAAAGUGACUCCCGAUACACGCGUCAAUUUGGUACACGGAUAUAGUUUGGAGAUCAAAAAUGUGGGCCCUCAAGAUGCUGGAGACUACGUAUGUCAAAUAGGUACUCUCGAACCAAGAGAAAUCACACACACCGUUGAAAUACUCGUUCCUCCUCGAAUACACUAUGUUACUUCAAACGGUCGCGUUGAAGUGAAAAAAGGUUCUUCUGUGAAACUCGAGUGCAAAGCAUCGGGAAAUCCGCCCCCGAAAGUGACAUGGUCGCGAAAAAACAACCUUUUACCGGACGGUGUGCAGACGGCCGUGACCCCCGUUCUGAGCCUCGACAGGGUUGACCGCCAUCAAGCCGGAGUUUAUCAGUGCACCGCUAAUAAUGGAGUUGGCGAAGAUGUUUCCGAACAGAUUGUACUUCAUGUUUUAUAUCCUCCUGAAAUCUCAGUGGAGAGACCUGUUGUUCACACUGCGGAAGGUUUUGAGGCUCAACUUGUCUGCAUUGUUCAUGGAGAAAGUCAACCAGAAGUCCUAUGGUACAGAGACACGAUGCAACUAGACACAACAGAAAGAAGAAUAAUGGAGUCACGCGGCUCACGGCAUACACUCGUGAUUCGUAAAGUGCACAGAUCAGACUUCGGAAAUUACACUUGCGUGGCAGAUAAUCAACUGGGGAAAACAAGAAAAAGCGUCCAAUUAACCGGUAAACCGAAUCCAGCAAAAUUUAGUAGCGCUUCAAGAGGAUCCUGGAAGGAUAGUUAUAAUAUUAGUUGGGCAGUUGAAUCGCUAAGUCCAAUUGAAGAAUAUAAAUUGCUUUUUAGAAGAUUACCAGACUCUGGUACGUCUGAAGAUGGACAUCCUCAACCACUUCACCAUCAGAGUCAAAGAAAAUUUGGAUUAGGAAAAGAAAAUAAGACGUACGCAUCGGUUGGUUACAGCGUAGGCUACGGUUAUGGACGACAAUUCGUGGACAGACGAACAGAUUGGAGAGAUGUUAUUCUUCCCGCUGCCCCUACUCAAUCUCCCGGAGUUCAAUCUAUGAGCUAUGUAAUUCGGGGAUUAGAAUCCGGACAAAAUUACGAAGCCAAAGUUCAGGCAAGGAACAAAUUCGGAUGGAGUCCCAUUUCUGAAGCAUUCACAUUCCAAACGACUGAUACUGAUAUGAGCUAUCCAGAUCGGCCGCAAUCUCCAAAGCACGUUUAUAAUGAACAUGACAUCCACCAGGAAAUCUUGGGAAUAUCACUCAACACAGCUACAGCUUCUUCUUGUUCAUACGAAAUUCUUAUUCUAUCGAUGGUUUCCAUUAUGUUCUAUAAAUUUAUUUCUUAAGAUGUGUAUGUGCUCUUAGAUUACAGAAAGUUAUUAUUCGUCAAAGAAUAAGAAACAAUGAAAAGUACGAAGAUAUAUCCAAUUUUUUAAUUAAUUGUAAUUGUUACAUAAACAAUGGACACCCGGUAAUCCGACAAGCGUUUUUCGGGUACAGUACUUUCUAAUCCGACAAAUUACGGAUCCAAUGAUGAGAUUCUUAUUUUAGUUCUCAUUCGGAUUGUUUGUUUAUAGGAUACGAAUAUUUUGUUAGGUAGCAUACGCCAAAAAAGCCCUAAUUCAAACCUCUCUAUGCAGGGGACAUCAUAAGAAAGUUUGUCUCUUGUAUUAGUCAUUCAGCUUAAAUUAAGACCACUCUUGAAAUACGACAAAAUCAAGUUUUUUAUUUUUUUUUUAUAAAAAAACUUGGCGUUCAUAGCCAAUAUGAGUCCCGAAAUAGACGCAUACCUAUGUAUUUCCUGAAAACUACACAUACAAAGUUUUAAGACUCCUGAACGUUCAAUAUUCUUGAGUGUCUGUCUCUUGACUGGUCUACAGCCAGACUUUGACACAUUGUAUUCACUUUCUAAACUACUGAAAUAUUCAGCCCUAUUUAAGCGAUCCAAAAUCUCACAUUUUACUUUAAUUUGUCCUAUGACAAAAUUACUAGGUGGGUGUAUGUAAUAUUAGUGUGUUUGAUAAUGUUUAUUUCUGACUCUUAUCCUCUACAAUGUUUCUAUUUGAUGUAAAAAAAAACUUAAAAAACAUUAGCUCCAUAACUCAACUCUAAGGGACCGCUUUUUUAUUUUAUUUUCUCAAUUAAUUAACAAUGGAAACAAUUUUUUUAUUUUGAAAUUACACAUAAUUUAUGCAAUUUCUUCACUAAAAAUCCAUUCUUAGCCUAUUAAUGCAUGGUCUUGAAUAAAUAAAUAAUAAAUAAUCAUCAAUGCAGUUACAUCCAAGCAAUUGAAGUUGCUUCUAAUCACUUAAGAAGUAAUUCUAGUAAAUCUAGAUUCAAAUUGACAUCUAAUAGUUUUGAAAUUAUUUUUAUCAAUUAAAAUUAUUAAUGUUAAUCUGAAUUGAAAUCUAAGUUUUCUACUAAUAUAUCUCAUCAAUUUUUUCUCCAAAUGUCAACAAUUUAUAUUUUAUGCUUGAUGGAACUCAAAGAAACAUUCCGGAUGGAGUUGAAGAUUGCAUUUCUAACAUGAGUAAAUUGUUAAGUUUUCACGUAAUACACACACUUAUAUUAUUCUGAAUAAUGUACACAUUUCAUCUGGAAUUGCAGAAGGUAUGUUAGAACCUAACCACCUAUAUAAUACCCACCAUAAAAUCAUUUAUGAUCCAAAAAAAAUGAACCAAUCCUUUUUUGGCCCUUAUUCCAAUCCUAUAUGUGGGUAUUAAUUGGCCGACCAAAUCGAUUACUCCCUCAUUUGAAUCCAGAUUUUUUUUAGAAUAUCUAUUCGCGGAUUUUUGGGGUACUAGACACAGUUUAUCAAAAUUGUAACGACAUUAUUGUCAUUUUAUCAAACCAAAUUCAAUUUCCCAUUGAAAAUCAUUUGACAUUUACUCCAUACUUUUCAAGAAAAUAAAUGUUUAUCCUGUAGAUUUCUAUAAUUUACUCAAUAGUACCCUACUCAAGUAGGGUAAUACGCCCCAAAAUUCAAAUAUGAUCCAACAACUCAAUUUUUUCUUAAGAUUUAUUUAGGACAAAGUCAUAACACAUAACACUUUAUUGUUUCAUAAUAACCAGGCUUGGUAGGAAUUUAACAUUAACUAAAAAACAAUACAUUUAUAUGAAAUGCUUUAGUAGGGCGUAGUCGACAAAUUAUUAGAAAAUUCAGCAUUAUAUUUCUAAUUCUUAUUUUCGGCACGUUUUUUCUUACGGUCAGAUCUGUUGCACAUAUAAGCAUAUAAAUUACAGCUUCCGUGCAACCACUUACUGCAAAUUAUGCACCGAAUCCCAUCAUCCUUGGAUUUAGUUGAUAUCUCAUAUCUCAUUGAUUCGCAAUACAUAUUCACUGAUGAAUCGGAACAGAAAGAAUAACAGACCUUCUUAUUUUUCGCAGAAGAUUUCAGACCCUUCUUCCCUCGCAGUGGUCGUUAAGCUUUGAAACCAGAUGAAACAGGUAAACGCAGAUCUCGUUCCAAAACAUCAUCCACUUUAGUUGUCUUCUUAUGAGAUAGGACUUAACAAUUGACUUUAUGUUCAGGUGAUUCAAGGAUUGUGGUAGACUGCUUUCCCCUAGAUGUAUUGGUCGGUAUGGUUAGAAUAGGAUUAAGUUCUCUAAUAUAUUUGGAUAGAGUGUCCUUUUCUUUUGGUUUAGAUGUUUGGUCCUUUUCUUUUGAGUCAGGUGUCGAUUUAGGUAUUGGAUCCUUUUUUUGCCAUUUAAGGUCUACUGUAUCAUAAACUCCCACUUCAGCUGCAUUAGAUAUAUCGAAGAAAUGGUCUGGAAUAAUUGAUGGAUAAUAUAUACUGGAUAUAUUCCAGUUGCCUUGAAUCCCGCGACACCAUUACAGCAGCUGCCUUACCCUAAACCUAUCCUAUCAAAGGAGAAACGUUGCGUCUGUUAAGUUUCCUUUCUCUAUGACUGAGCAUCCAGGCCUUUGCCUCUUGCGCAUAGUACUUUCUAAAGGGCUUAACGAAAGGCUUAUCAAGAGGAUGGUACUGCUUGCGUUGUAUGAUUCGGGAGACAUAAAAGUACAACGUCGUUUUGCGUGGCCACAUAAUACCUUAUAAGAUAACUCUCCGAUUCAGUCAUCUAGGCAAAGAGACAUCAGAAAGUAAUUAAUCGUUUUUCAAACAAUGCAACCAAAGAAACGAUUUUGAAGACACCGAAGCAAUAGAAACAAAAGUUUUAAGAACAUUCACAAUAGAGGAGCUCCAUUAAAAAAUCAUUGGUUAUAGCUAUUCUUGAGUCAACAAUGAUUUUUAAUAUUAUCAUGUUCCUAGAAUUGUAGUUGUUCGUGGAAGAAUGCAUACUUAAAUCAUUAAAUUAUUUUAAUACCAACUGAUGGAGCUCGAAGUAUGUCAGGAAAAAUAGAGGGGCAACAACAAUUCUUCAUAGCAAAAUAAACCACGAAACUCAUUACAUAAUUCAUUAAGAAGCGCUUUGUGUCCAAAUAUUUCCGACAAAAAUAAUUGAGGUUAUGAAUUUGGUAAUCAAAAUUGUUCUUCUUCAUAAUAAAGUGCGGUGGCUUUUCAAACUGUUCAACGUUUAGCUUUGUAUUUGAAUAAAAUAAAUACAUUCCCCAAUGAAAAAGGCAUUAAUCAUCUUGAAUUAAAUCGCAAAAAUUUAUCUUUAAGGUGGAUAUCAGCGAAAUUAAAUGAAUAGAAAGGAAAGGGCUAUGUUUUGGUAGAUGAAUUGGUUUAUUUUGAAGAAAAAUCAAAUCUUUUUGCAUAAGAUAUUAAAUUACUUAUUUUUCAAGUUUUAAAACGAUUUCACGUGCAAAUAGUAACUAAAUCUACAUUGAGCCAUUUCGAAAUCAAAUUGGAUUUCCAGAAAUGCAUUUCAUCGAUUUAUCAAGUAAAGCUUUGUAGACUGGAAAAUCUACACAGUCGAAAAGCAAGUUAGAAGAGUUGGAGCUCCAGAAAUUUAUGUACGUAACGCAACAAAAGUGGACAGCUGUGAGAGAAAUGUCGCGAGUUGAGGCUGUAAUAUUCGAUGCAUGGAAUAGUCUUCCAGAUUGCUACGUGGAGGUGAAGGAAUUGGUAUUUGAAGUGCUGACUAUCUUCAGAUCGACAUAUUCGUGCGAGCAAGUUUUCUAGUGCAAAGAACAAGUUAGGAGCCAAAUUUAGUCAAACUUUGUAAAACCAUGCAAAGUAAACGCUCCCAUUAAAUUUGUUUAAUCAAAUUUAUAUUAUAGUUUUUUUUUAUUUUAAAUUCAAGCUACAUUAUUUAGUGAAGUUUAUAUUUUCUACUUGAAUAACCAUACAAGGCAAUAAUCGGUCCCAUUGUCCAAUUGUUUGUUAUUGAAGCUCAAGCUUGAGUUGUGAGUAAAUGUUAUUCUAUUUAUUUCACUUAAAUGAUGGUUUUUUGAAAGUUUAAAUUUUUAUAAAUUUUUGUAAAUUUUGGCUCUCCUGACUCAAAAGAUUGCGAACUUGCUAUAAACUGUUUCUUUCCUACUUGACCUAAUGAACACCUUUACCAUUACCUAGAAUUAUACCAUUUUUGUGACCAGCUGAGUUUAUGAUUUUACAACGCCACAGAAAACUUCCGCUACAACGAAUGAAUUGUUGUUCGGCAUUUUCGGCAAGUUUUGGUAGAAGAAUUGGUUUGUUUUGAAGAAAAAUUGAAUCUUUUUGCAAGAGAUAUUUAGAGCAUCAAAUUACUUAUUUUUCAAUUUUCUAAGCAAAUUCCCGAUAAAGUAAGUACAAAUAAUAACAAAAAGUAAAGCUUUGUGGAGUGGAAAAUUUACAUAAAUUUUAGGUUCUAUAUCAAAAAUUUUCAUUCAAAUAUUUAUAAAGAAUAUUACAUUAUUAUUUUUCAAUAAUUAUUUCUCAUACCAAACUAAGAACAAUAAUUAUAAUCUAUACUAGAGAGAAGAAAUCGAAUUUUUUUUGAAAAUGAAGUCUCCUUCAUUAACAUUACAAAUAUUGUUUCAACAAUACAAAUCAUUCAGAAAGAAAAAUCAACAAUUGUCCGUAAAAACUGGAGAUUUCCUAUUUUAUCUAUGCAUUUACGUCCCUUCAAUAUUUCUAUGAAAAUAAACGAAACAACUGUAAAAUAAAUAUAUGAUGAUUAAGCAAAAUGAAACUAUCCACCUUAGGGCAUUGGCGUUGGUAGAUUAUCUGGUAAGAUUUCCAUAUCAUGCCGGCGUGGAUGUAGAUAUGUAGGUUGGGCGCAGGUGAAGACUUAAAAUAUACCACCAUUCAUUACGGAAAUGGAAAGAAGUGGAUUUGUGAAAAAGUGAAUCUACGCUGCAAUUUGUCAAAGAAACCUAAACUAACUUAAAAAUGGUUUCCUGUUAUUCACAAUCUCACAAUUUAUACAAAUCUAUAAUCCCACAAGUCUUGGAGCUUAUCUAUUUAAUGUUUCAUGCCCCAACGUCUCCUAUGGAAGUAUUCACACAUUGGUCGUCGUGAAGCUUCAAUUAUUUGAUUGUUUAUGCAAUGUCAAGUACCCUUUAUCAAUUUGGCUAUGUAUGUGUUAGUUAAUAUUACAUGAUCAAUAUAAUUUUAUUCAUUUUUCGGUUUUUGCGAGCUAAGAACACUUAUUUGUAUUAUAUGGUAUUAUUAACGGGUGUGAUAAGUCCAGAGUACAUUAUAAUGGCCAAAAAAUCACAUUGGCAUAGUUCCGCCUCCAGUUGUUUUUGCAAUUUUAUAUUCUUUAUUUAGAGCACCCACCCCCACCCCAUACCAAACCUUACUAGCAUCUGUCACCGUUAUGAUACGGAAGUCUAGCCGAUUAUCAAAAUAAAUAUCUUUAAAUUUAAUGAAGACUUUGUAUUGUCAGUAGUUGAAACAACAAAAAAGUUCAAGAAAAGAAACCAUUAUUAAAUUAAAUAUCUCGCCGCUUUUUUGUCAUUUUUAAUAAUAAAAAUCUUCAUAUUUCCUUUGUAUUUGAUUUUUUUCAAGAAUAUAUAAAUUUUGAAAACAAAUUUAUGUUUUUGUGGUACUUAAUUAUUUGUUAAUGUUGUUUUAUAUCGUAAUGAUGACAUUUCCAUCUAUUUUUAGAAUAUUGUGAUAUUUUUCAUAUGUCAGCAGUAUCCCAAUUCUUACAAAAGAAUUCGACUAAAAUCAAAUUGUCAAUUGCUUCUUUUCUCUGUAAUAAAAUUCAAAUAUUUGCUAUUAAAUAGUACGUAAAGAUCUUAAUUAAAAUCACAACAAAUUGUAUCCAGAUAUUCAUGUAGCGGUUUAUCGUGGAUAAUAUUUUAACAAAGAUCAAAAUUGAGUAGAGUUUCAACUAAAUUUUAUCAUAAAAAAACACGUUAUUCAUUAAAAUAAUUAAUAACAUAUACUCAAUAGAUCUUAGGGUCAUUUUUUUUAUGAAAUGAAAUGAAAUUAAUGACAUACAACUACAACAUUCACUUUUCUUUAUUCAGUUUUUGAGAAAACAGAUUUUUCAUUACUUUAUUACUUUUUAUUAAACUUUUCUACUCUUCGACGAAUAAGAACUUUCUAAUUUAUAUUUCAAAAGUAUAUAUAUUUUCCAUAUGAGAUUAAAAAAACAAGUAAAAUUCACUGAUAGGAUGCACACACCAAUCUAUUACGUUACACACCUUUGUAUAAGCGUAAAAAUACAAUAUAUGUGAAUAUAAUAAUUAUUGCUAUGCAUCUGGAGCUAUAUGUGCACUUUUUUACUUAUAGGCUAGUUUAUAUUUAAUUUUGUAUCUUUUUUUAUGCUGGUAUAAACAUGUUAUAGAAUAGUAAUAACAUUUCUUAUCAUUACUGUUCGCGGAUAUAAAAUAUUUUUGACAUGGAUAUCUUUUAUAUAUCCCCGUGGAAAUGUAAUUAAAAUAUACGAAAAAUUACCAAACGAUGGGUUGAAAAAAUAAUUAAUAGAUUUGAGACUUACAAAAUUAUUUCACAAAUUUAUAGGCAGAAAACCAUAUUUGUUUCAUGUAUGUAAAUGAAUCUUGUACACAUAAAAAAUUACUGAAAAUAAUAUUUCAAUUUAAAACUGUCAUAAUAUAUAUCUUACCUUUUUCGAGUUAUUUCACGUUUUCUUUUCUCUUUCUUCCAUCAACCUCCAAAUGAUUUAGAAAUGUCUUUUCAAAAACCCAUUUUUUUAAUUAUUUUCUUGUGAUCACUGUUUAUUGAACAAGAAUUUAUUUUGCAAGCAAUGUUCAAUCAAAUUUUAAUAAUACCCUGCUAUUAUGGGAAGUUUCUUCUAAGUCGCUUUCCUUGUAUCUUUAUUUUUGCUAAAUGUUUGUUGUGCAUUUUCUUUCUUCUUCAGUUUUCUGCGGUUCAUAACCGUUAAAUUUACUUGAAUAUUGUAUACAUACAUUCAUAUAUCGUGAAUAUUUAAAAAUGUUCGAUUCAUUUCAAUCAAAUUUACAAAAAUCAAUUGAGAAAAUAUUCUGACAUUUUUUGACACCACCCAAUGCGUUAUGAAACAAUAACUUGAUCAGUUAUGAUUCUCAAAUAUUAAAGUUUUGAUAAGAAAUGUUAGGAAACAACGUAAAUUUUUUUCAAUAUAGUACUAUGAUUUGUGUUUUACAUUUACUGCAACCAGUUUUUGGUUUUCCUUUUCAAAAUAAAAUUUGAUGUGUUUCUCAUUCAACAGUAAACUUUCAUUUUUCAAAAAUAUCGCUCAGUUACUGGAAUAAUAAUGUAAUUUUUUAUGAUUGCAGAAAAUAUUUAUAUUUGAUAAUUUAACCAUCAAAUUCGAAUGUUAUAUUGGAAUAUCACUUAGUUUAUCAGAAGAAACUUUAGUACUAGUCCAGUCAUUAUAGGGGGUUGACCUCGGAAAAUCGACAUACCCAAUAUAUUACCACGUAAAAACUUGUUUUUUGGCAUCCUAACAGUAUUCUCAAAAUUCCCAUAUAAUUUGAUAGUCGCAAGGUUUAAAGUCAGUAGUCAAUGGUCACAAAAAUCGAUUUUUUUUACAUUUGUUGCAAAUAUCUCGUCUUCUAUGAGUUUUAUUAUGUUUGUAUUCAUUAUUAAUAUUAUAGAGAAUUUAAUUCAAACUUUUGUAUUCAACAUUUUUUUAUACCAUGAACUAUUUUCGAGAUAUAGAGCGUAGAGCACGCGGUCCGAGAAUUAUCUAAGUAGUUCCGAUGAAAAACUAAUAUCAAUGUUAUAAUUAAUUGCUAAAUAUAUAAUUAUCAUUUUUUAUCAACUUUCAGAUUCAAUCUUUCUUUCAAAUAAUUCUAAAAUUUAUUAAUUCACACUCAUAAUCUCUUUUGGGUAAUUGAAAAAUUACUAAGGGAUAUACUUGAAUUACAUUGUAAUUAUAUUCUCAUUUACACUAAUAGCAUUUGAAGUAGAAAAUAAUUAAGUGCAUCUUAUUUAAAAUCCAUAAACUUGCUGCAGCAUUUGAAGAAGAAAACUGUGCGAUUCUGAGAUUAUUAGUAGUUUAUAAUGUUUCGAAAUCUGGGGAUAGUAUCGAUGAUCUCCGUCAUGCACUAUACGUCAAGUCAUCAAAAUCGAAUAAACCUGUUCAGUUAUCAAAUAUUCUACCAACGAGUGAAGCAGCUUACCAAUAUUUCAAUCGAUUUUAGUAUCAAAUUCAAACUUAUUUAGGUCAUGAUGCAGAACCCCAGGAAUGGGAUUGGACAAUGCGUAACGAAUUCCUCGAACCUAUCAUGACUAUUUUACCACCUACGCCAGAUGAAUUACUCAAUGAAAUAUUCUGUAACUGGAAAAGUGGCUGAGGCUCAAUAUGUGGAUGCAGAAAAGCGGGGUUACAGUGCUCUUCAGCUUGCGGCCAGUGUAAGGGACAAGCUCGACUCAAUGCUAUAUUAUAUCAGACCGAUAUUAAUGAUACCAGAAUCUUUGACCCAAAAAUCAAUCAAUCAAUGAAUUGGAGACAAAUGUCGUUGAAAAAGAUGAAGAGAAACUUGAAAUUCUGCGGCAGAGGGACGAUGACUACUAUGAUGAAGAAGAUCGAGAAGAAGAAGAAAAGAAUUGAAAUCAGAAGUUGUUCUCGAAAUUUUUAUCAAUUUUAACAAUAAUAAUUCUAUAAACCUUAAUAUUACAUGUUUUUGAUCGAGAUUACAAGUUGAUCUCAGCUAAUUAUCUGAAGACGCGCUCUACGCCCUCUAUCUUGAAAACAUUUCAAGAUAUAACAAAAUGUUGGAUACAAAAGUUGUAGUUAUUCUCUACGAUAUUGAUAAUAGCGUAAAACCCAUAUAAAACGAGAUAUUUGCAAAAAAUGUAAGAAAAAUCGAUUUUUGUGACCUCCGACCCCUAACUUUCAAACUUGCGAUCAUCCAAAUAUAUGUGAAUUUUGAUAAUAGUUUUAAGAUGCCAAAAUACAAGUUUUUACUUGCUAAUAUACUGGGCAUAUCGAGAUAUUCACCUAAUUUGGCCUAAGAUGACUGGACUAUACUGCCAAGUACAGAACGAAAUUGAGUUAUUGGGAGCAUGAAUUGCGUGAUAAAGUUGGGUUUAAUGCCGUUCUGAAUGAAAAUAGAUUUGUUUUUUUUUUUUUAUAUAUAACGUAAAGAUACUUUUCUGGACGAUAUAUACUUUUCUAAUUUAAGGUACAUUGAUUUAUGACGAAUAGAAACAGAAGUCAAAACAAGAUAGGAAAAUGAGAAACUCUUUCGGAAUACAUUCAUGGAAAAUUGAAUUGUAAAUUUAUAUCGGCAAUACCACUUAUAUGUCUUAUACUAGCUACAAUCGAUUACUACCAUACAGUAGGCUUCAACUAUGUUGCAUUAGCACGGACUGGAGAGAUCUUGUGUACAGAAAAGAUAGUGCCAAAAGCAUCGAAGAUAUAAGGCCGAAUUGUAGCUUCAAAAUCAGAUUAUGUCUAAAAAUAAGACACAGAAGCUUCAUAACGGUCAUAUGUGAAAUCAUUAAUGUUCUUCCAAAAAUGUAAUAAAUAGACCAAAAGGAAAAAAGAAUUUUCAAAAAACAAUUUGUGAUAAUGGCUCUUUAUGGUGAACGGUUUCCUUGGCUUGUAAAACGAUCUAAAAAUCUUCAUAUCUCCUAAACCAUAAAUUUUAUCGAGUUAAACAAAGAGUACGUUUUUGUUAAAAAAAUCGAUUGAAAAAUUCAUUUUUGCUAUGUUUAAAUUGUACAGAUUAUCCCUGUAAAAAUUACAGAUUAUUAACAAUUGGGCAUGAACAGCCCCUGGCCUUCAGAUAGUCGUAUAGAAUUAUUUAUUUCGUCAUACUACAUGAAUAUUCGUAAUCAUCCAUCAAAAAUUCAUAUGUUGGAUUUUAAAAUUUAGAAAAUAUAUGUUAUGAUUUCAUAACUUUCAAGGUCCAUAACUCAGGAACGAGGGGUCGUAUGAGUAAUUGUUUCUUAUGUCUCAGCAUUUUUUUCAUCUACUCACUCCCGAAUUUUUUGCAUCAAGUCCUGGAUAUAGUUUAUGCUAUAUUGUUUUGUAAAUUAUCGAAAAAAAUUGAUAAUUUACCACAAAAUAUAUUGAAUUUUUUUCUGUAUAAUAUAUUUUUUUAUCCGUUGGAAUAUGUUAAGAAAUAUCAAUAAUCAAUUCUAUUUUGGAUAAUCAAUAUCUGUUUUUCACAUCAUUUUCCAGUAACUAACUGAUAUAUUCAUAUAUGUAUAUACUAAAUUAUAUAAAUCUAUUAAUUUUGAUUUUAUAUUAUAUAUAAAUGUUGUAUACGUAAGAUAUGCAAGGUAUAUUUAUUUUAGUAUAAAAUUGUUAAGAAAAAUAUUCUCAGCUCCAUAUUUCAAUCACUUUAAUUAAUAUUUCGAAACAAAAAAUAAUUUGAGUUUGAGUAACAUAAUAUUAUAUUAUAUUUUUUGUGAAUGGGUCCAAAAUAUCCUACUCUAUUUAUAAUUUUAUUUCGAUGUAGUACAAAAAUUUUGUAUGGAAGCAUUCUAUUAAAAAAUUUCAUAUUAAUAUGAUUAGUAUGACCGUAAGUAAGUUGAUAUCUUUUUGCAUUAUCAAUUUACUGAAUGAGCCACAGCUCUAGAAUAAAAAGACUUAGAAUUUUAUCAUUUGAUGUUUUCAAAUAUAGAAACUGACAGACAUCCCCUUGAAAUUCAUGCAACCACUGAGAAAGCCUUUAUUGAAUGGAAUUCUCAUCCCGAAGCACUGUCAGAUUAUAUUUCUCCUCUUUUCAUAUUAUUACACGAAAAGUGUUAAAUCAUUUUUUAAGUAGGAGUUGAUUUACCGUACAGUUAAUUUGCCUUAAAAGAAAUCGUAUUUUAAGCUGAAUUUUUUCCAUCACAUUGUCUACAAGUAAAUAAUUCUAAUAAGCUAUUUUGUCCAGUACUUCACAUUAUGUGAAGGCUCGUUUCAUUGACAUUGUGGCUCCUUGAUCUAGCUUCAAUUCCACAAUAUGUGUGACAGGUUGCCAGAUGAAUGGUAGUGUCUUUUCCGCAUCAAUCAUUAGCAGGUCUAAAAAUUUCAACUUAAUACUAUUCAAAAUUUUGUGUCUUCAGUUGUUAUCAAUCGGAAUUCAUCUGAACUGUAUGGCAGGCAGUGAAAGGAGAAAACCCAAUGAUGUAUAAUUCAUUCCGUCUUCUUCAUUCUUAGACUUUUUAUAUUUGUCGCAUAUUAUAUAAUACAGGUGACUGACUCCUUAUAUAUAAGGUUGGGAAAGAAAAUAUUUUUCCAUUUAUUGAUAUAAAUUCCAAACGAUGAUCAUUGAUAUUUAUACCACUCUAAUUGAUAAAAUUUUGUAACUUUUCUAGUAGAAAUAAUUCCGUUACUGUAAAAAUUCUGUGACUCUUAGCAAAAACUGAACCUAGUGAUUUUUUCAAGCCACUUUUGAAGCCAGCUUCUCACCAUUAAGAGAAUUUUUGCAGGAAUCAGAAAAAAUUAUAGUCCACCAGAGUAAAAUCUUUAUAAUGGACGUAUCAAAACUUCCCAACUAAACUCCUUCAAUUUUUGAUAAAUCACUUAAGAUAUGUGUGUUGUCGUGUUGGAAGACGCUUUUCUUAGUAAUCAACAAACUAACGAUUUUAGUAACGCAGGAUUCCAACACAUCAUAUGUUGCUAAUAGAAAUUGGACUUACCUAUUGCUUUGACCAGGCUCUAGUAGCUUAUGAUAAACAAUACGCUUUCACCAAAGACAAGCGUCCACCUUCCUUCUCCUCAAAACUGGCAAUGCAACUGUUUUUGAAACUUCUCUAGGCUUCAGCAACAAUAUCUCUCGCACAUGCCACCUUUUGUCAUUUAUUCAAAAAAUUUCGUUUCAUAUCAGCGCGAUUUUAAAAAUGAAAACUCUGUCCAAUAAAUUUUCGACGUUAAUUCAUGUGGAGAUCAAGUGUCGAGCUUCUUUUAAGAUAUAAUUUUCCGUAAAUGUUUUAAAAUUUUCUUAUAUUCGUCGUUUAGCUCGAUGUCGUGGAAAUGAAAUAUGUUGGAGUUUUUUAACAGUUUGUCAACCAGUAUGAUAUUUAUCUUCAAGAUUGAAGUUUUUUGAAUGGAAUCUGGUAAUCAAAUUUUCUUUCUAGUAGAUUAUCUUUGUUACUCUCUCUUUAUUCAUUGCUCCAGAUGUUUGAGCCAUUGUAUUCAUUUAGUAUUUAUAACGUUUACCCUAAUUCUCCAUAUAGUUCCAUUCUUCAUUAAUCCACAUAAUUUUUCAGAAAUUUUCCUUGAAAAAUGAUAGGCAUUCUUUCAGACUUUGCGUAGUAGCUUCGACUAUAUAAUGGACAAUGGGUGACAUUAUUAUUUUAAAUAAUUCAUGUUUCAACUUCCUUGUUAGUAAAGAGGAUUUAAGCAAUUUAAUCAUUAAAAAUUAACAUUGAUUGCCAUCAGCCAAAUAUGCUUUUAUCUAGGAAUUCAAUUCAUUUCUUUCAGUAAUGAUUGAGCCAAGAUACUUAAAUUCAGUGACCCUUUCGAAACUGAGCUCAGUAUUCAUUGUAUCUGAGACCAUACUGUUUCCUCAGUUUUCUACAAUAUAUUUAGUUUUUUGUUGUUCAUUAAAAAUCCAAUUAUCUGUACGUCUUCUUCGAAAUCCUUGCAGCUUUCAAUUAAGUAUUUUUCUGUUGACAUCAUCAGCAAAUACAAAAGAUAGAAAUAGUAGUCUAUUGUACAUCACUUUGUCUUAACCAUCUGUUGAUUCUGAGUUCCUUGAGUUCAGUCCCUUCUUAUUAUUUUUUCAGGUGCUUUGAAAUUAUGUAAAAUAUAAAUAAAUAUAUUUAUACAAUCAUACGUUUGCUUAAAUCUAUAAAAAUUUUAUAUAGUUUGAUGUUUCGUUCAAUAAACUUCUCCAAGACAUUAAGACAUUUCAGAUACCUACCAAAAAUCUAAUUAAUCGUAUACAUCCAUCCAAGCAUCUUGUUUUUUUCAGCAUAGAGUUGUAAUUUAAUGGCUAGAAUCCUUGAGAAUACUUUGGAAGCGGUAGGUAAAAGUGAAAUCCCAUGGUAAUUCUACAAUUCAUGUCUCCUUUUGAUUUACAAGACAAAUAAGUGCAUUUUGCUGUUCAUUUGGCAUUAACGCUUGAAACCACACAUUAUACUAAAAGACGUUUAACAUCCUUGUAUAAUAACUAAGUCUUCUCCUAGUGACUUUCAAUUUAUUGAAGCUUCUUUUAUCAUAAGCUCAAACACUUAUCACCACUAUUCAAUUUUAGAUUAAAAUUUUUCUCUUCGUAGUAAAGUGAAGAAACAAAAUGUGACGACUGGAUUGUCAAGUAAUAUUUGAAUGAGAACGACGCGACGUUACUUUGUACUGUAUUCUAUUGACUGUAAAACUGCUAAACAUCCUAUAGUAUGACAUUGAAUAAGUGUUAAUAGAUAUAGAAAACUUUAACGCCAUCUAUUUCAUAAUCUUAAUUAUUUUCAAUUAUUUGUAGAUACUAUAUAUUUCUUUUGUGUUUAUACAUUAAUUUCCAUUAUUGGUUAUUUAAACAGAUACUUAAUUUCGAACUAAAUACUUUUCAAUUCGAGAGCUGUAGUUUUGCUAUUCAAUAGAAUUCAAAUAUAAGAUACUCGGCAUUGUUACAAUUGAGAAACAUUCGAGCUUAAUAUUAAAAAUUUUUCAUAGACAAAAGCACUUUUCAUAAUGCUUCCUAUCAUUUUAUCAACUUUUACAUUUACGAAAUCUUUUGCUAUUUAUUAAUUGUGUAUGCUACAAAUAAUGUAUUAAUCUAAUUUCAUGCGAAUUUUUGUACCACAUGACUUUAAAAAUUAUCCUUUAAUUGUGAGCCUGCCAUAUAUACGUACCUACGCUAAUUUGUACAUAUAACCAAAUAGAAAGCUUUUAACAUAUUUCUACUCAUCUGUAUACACAGUAUUAAUGUAAAUAACUAAGUGUAUUUUCAAAUUUAAAAUUAACUAUGAAGCUAACUUUAUAUAAUAUAAGUAAGGGCUCGGUUUGAAAUUUUUUUAUAAAAAUUUCAAAAGGGCUUUAAAUGUGAUGCAGAUUGUGAGUAAUAGAACUCUAUGUCUAUUUAGAGAUGAUUAUUUUUGUUAUUGCGGAAAAAUUUGCUUUUAUCUGUUAUAGUUUAGUAUUCCUAAAAACUUAGAGCAAAUUUAUCACUGGACAACUAAUUAAAACAUUAUUUUCAUUGUCACUAUAUAUACUAUUAGUUAUUUUAAUCAAUAAUGGUUUCAUUGAUUCUUUGUAAUAUAUCAUUAAAUAUAGUAUCGGAAAAAAAUUACCAAACAUUGGAAUUUAAAUGUAAUCUAACUCAUUUCUAAUUUACCAGUGUAAAUUUAAAUAGUUCGUUGCAAUGAAUUAUAAUGAACUUAACUGCACCACUAAAUUCCCAUUCCAUUAUUAGAGUACCCUACUUAUUACUUAAUUUAUCAAUAUUAUAACAAGAGAAGUUCAGUUUAAAAAAUGAGAAUUUUUAACGUUUAUUCACUGAAUCAUUUGAUAAUAAAUAGCCUCUCUCUAUUUAUUAUGAAAUUAUUCGUGGAAUUUCUUUUGAAUGGGAUAGAGAAAUUUUUUAUGUAAUUGUGAGAGAUACUUUAGGUUUGGCCCUGAUAUAAGAAAAACUUUCCUCUGCAGAACGAUGAACAAGGGGGUUUAGGAAAGGGUUUUACCUAAUGGCGAUGAGGGAGUUGUCAAGAAAGGCAAGGUAAUCUUCGUAAGCCAUCGCUAGUAGCCGAAAAGGGGAUUAGGAAAUUUUCUGAUAGGCUUUGAGGAAAGGGGCCGCCUAGUACUGAUCUAGCUGGGAAUGUGUAAAAAGGCGAUUCAAGUAACGGGCUUGUAGGUCAUUUAAACAGAUUUAGACAGUGUUACUGGGGCUAAAUCAGCACUUGUAUAGACUGCCCCUCAGAAUGACUCAUAGUAAAUAAAUAAAAACAUUGAUAGGACUUCUUGCCAUAAUAGUGGUCUGAAGUAGAUUCUUAAAAAAUGAUCUCUGAAACUCUGGCAACUCGAAUUAUAUAAGAUUAGUGAAAUGCUAGGAAUACAUUCUUAAUAGUGGCCUUGUUAAACAUACAAUUGCAAUAGCAUGGGUCUUGGGGUACUUUUUGAAUUCGUAGAAAGCAGAAAUGUGGUAUCCAAGCAUAUAUUAGUACAAAAUAUAAACAAACUCUAACUUCACGGCAUCUUAAAGUAGAGGAUGGAGGCUAAGUGUUCACCUCAUAAAUUCAGACUUGAGAUAAUAUUACAAAAAAACAGCUAGAUUCUAAUAUAAUCGGCAAGUAACGCCCCGAUUCAAUUCUUAUUCAGUAAACCAACAAGAGAAAACAAAAAAAGGUCUGUUAAAAAAAAUAUUGAAAAUAUUGCCAUAAGCAACUUACGAAAAGCUAAAUUAAGACAAAGAAACUAGUCAAAAGUUUCCAGGAAGUGGCUAAAUACACUGUUAUCAGUUCUCAUGUAGAGCCCAGAUCCAUGGAUCCCAAUUAUAUAAGACCAGGCUUCAAACAAUAUACGAGGAUAGUCCAAUAAGUACUUACUACAAAAGAAAAAAUUUUUAUUUACAUUUUGAUGUUCAGGGUGGCCCAGAAGACACUUUGGCAUCAUAUUAUUUGACGUCGACAAUUGAUUCCACACUUUACUUCCAGUAACUUUUACUUUUUUCAUAGCAACCUAUAAAAAGGUUACUGGGUCUUUCGGCAAACCAAAACCCCUUUUUUACAUUUAAGAGGAAAAGGUGUCGUUCAAUUUACAAUAAAUCUUUCGAGCACACAGAACUUCUCUUUCUUACGAAUAUUUUUGAGUCCAAGAUCGUGAAUUCAUUGUCCAUAUACCCGGUCCUAGACUUUGAAACUCAUAUGGUUUCUUCUGAAAAAAUUGAAAACGCCGCGAUUUUUAUUCAUAUUAACGAUAUCCCGACACCGAACUUUAAUUUUUCAUUGACUUAUUUUUACAAUUCAUGAGGAUUGAGGACAAUAAUACGUUCAUAAAGCAUUUAAAACAAAGAAAUUGGAAUUUAUAGAGACAACAUUUGAAAAAAAGAAACAAGAGCUGAAAUGUAAAAAAUGAAAAAUAAAAUUCUUUUCCUGUAAACCAACACGAACCAGCAGGUAAUUAUUAAUGGAAAGUAAGCUAUAAACCUUCUAGUUAAUUUCUGUGGAGGUAGAUUUCCGAGCGAUUUUGACGAUUUUCGUUAUGAAUGUUUUCAACAAUUUACUACUUUAAGAUAAUUAAUUAUAUAGAACAUGAAGGUUAAUAAUAUUGUUUUAGCAUCAAUUAAUUUAUAAAUAUUUGCAGACGGUGUUGGAAUUCCAUAUCGGAUACAUUGUAAUUGUUGCAUUGAAGUGGUAAUGUGAAAAUUGUGUAAAUUCCAACCACAUUAUUUCCAUUAUCUCAAAACUUGUUUUUAUUUGUAUUCGUUUUGUAGCGGGUGUUUAAUCAACAAAAGUAACUGCUGAGAGUUAAUUUUAAGUUUACUUCUGCACCCCUUUUGAGUGUUACUUAUAAUAUCAACACACAAAUAUCAUUUUCUGUAUAAUAAAAUUCAUGUAAUAAACAAUGCUACAAAAAGCAAAUAAUCAUAAUCUUCCGAUCUUUUUAUGUGGGGUUGACUUUGUUCCAAUAUUUUUGUUCUACUUGUAAAAGAACUUGUAGUGGUGUAAUUUAUGUGGGGUAAUUUAUUAAAAUUAUAAAUGAAAUUCAUCAAUUUUUUUCUAACGAUCUCUAAAGGAUGCUGGGUGAAUUAUUGUUAUUUCUACAAUUAAUUUUGUAAUUUCCAAAUUAUAGAUGUUAUUUAUCCGAAAACUUCCUUGAAGUAUAUAAUUAAAUAACGCUUAAGAUCCUAUCUCAAUUUCUAUUUUAUAAGCUAAGUUGAGAGCAAAAUUAGGAAAUCUUGCAGGUUUUGAUUGAAAAACUGAUUCUUUAUUAAGCCCUAAAGGUUAGCUGCACUAUUUAUAUAAUUAAUUUCAGAUUAUUAACCAUUGAAGUUGCAUAAUCUCCCUCAUGAUUAAUAUAUUCACAACUUAUGUGAAAUAAACAUUUAAAUAUAAAACUCAAUCUACUAAUAUUCCUUUUAAAAAUAGUUAUUUGUGAUACAGAUGCAUAAAGUGAUAGUUUUGCGCACGACCCGCGAAAAUGAAAGGCACAAGCAAGGCGAGUACUUUAGGCACGAGUUUCAUACAAUAUUUUAUCUAAGUUCUCAUUGAAAAAUACUUUCAUGAAAUGUAUUUAUAUCAAUGUUUAAAUUUAAAUUUAUUCUAGUUUUCAACAUUGCAUAAUGGGACCAUAGUAUUGAUGAUUUCCUUUCCCACUGGCUUGACUUUUUCGAGAAAUAUGCAAUACGAAAAUUUCCUGUGUAAUUUUUGAUAUUUUUAUUGUUACACCAAUCUAAAAAAUCUCCGACUUCAUGUAUAUUUUUCUUGACUUUUUCGGAAGCAGAUUUUGAUUUAUAUUUUCCCGCAAUUUUCACAAUUUUAGGAGGUGUGCAAUCAGAUUCUUCUUCUAUCUUUAUUCAGCUUAACAAUCAAAGUUUUAUCAAAAUUUGAAAAACAUUUUGCAAAAUGACGAUGACGCUUCAUACUUCUUGAUAACUUGAUAUACAAAUAAAAAAAUAUUAUAAUGAUUAUCCCAAUUAAAAAGCAUUGUUCUGUUUCGCACGGUUUUAGACAUAUGUUUAAUAUAUAAUUUAUAUAUAUAAUGAGUUUUUAAAUACUUAAUUUUAAUGGUGGUCGUAGAUAAAUUACAUAUUAUAAUGCAGUUACUACUAUUUUGAUUCAUCUACUGUACCAUUCACUCCAACCAGCUCUGUUACAAAAAAUUACAUACAAUAGGCCUAAUAUUGUUAUUAUUUGAAUUCUUUGAUACUAUCACAUUGCAUUUAUUAUAGAAACAUAAUAUUUGUGUUGUUAUUAUCAUCAACUACCCCUGUAGCAGUGGACUAGUAAACUUAAAAUAAAAUUCAAACGACCUCGUUGUAUAAAUUUAAUUCGGUAAUUAUCUAGAUUAGGUUACACCCCUCCGAUUUCUUUAAAAUUUUAGUAUGUUAUAGAGAAAAGUUCCAGGAAAAGAAAAAUAAUUUAUACGUCAUAGUCUAACCUAACCACUAAUUUUAACUAAGAAUAUUGAUAGAAUAUUAAUCAAUAAAUAGCAAUAUACAAAAAUUCAUAGAAUUUUAUUUUUUCAUGGUCAUAGACGAUUCAAAACAUACAAAUUUUGAUAGAUUUACUAACGAUAGUCGUAUGUAAACAAACUAGACUAAAUUCUCUACAAAUUUUAUGACACAUGUUGUCAUCAUUAGGUAAUGAAGACAUGCGAAGCUAAACUAUGAUGUAUAAUUUAUUUUUCUUUUUCUGAAAGUUGAAAAAUUAUGUAAAGGGAUGAUUUCCGCGCCCUAUAUAUCAAAUUUUUCAGCAUAGUUUCCUCUAUAACAUACUAAAAUUUUAACGAAAUCGGAGGGAUGUAACCCAAUCUAGAUAAUUACCUUCAAUUCUCCAAUACAACGUGUUACCUCAACACACUGUUUACUGCUACCUCUACAUUACACUACAUUAUCUUCUUCAGAGACCGAAAGGUCAUUCUUUAUCUUUGGUCUCUGAAGAUAAUAACUUAUAACCAUAGACAGUAGACAGUGUAAUUGUGAGUGUUGGUGUUAUGGUAGUGUAAACAGUGUGUUCAGUAUAAAUAUUACCAAUGGUCCCAGAAAUUCUAAUGCGUAUUACCUCUACUAGAGAUAAAAGUAUUAUUGAGAUAGUUAAAUAUGACCACAACAGCAAAUACUUUAAUUUAUGAAAAUCGACGAUAGUAUAUUUAGAGACAAGCCAAAAUUAUAUUAAAAACUUUAGAAAUGAUAUUCAGUGUUUUCUUCACUUUUACACAAAUAACUUCCAAUAUUAUUCAAUACGAUAUUAAUUGCACUAUCAAGAUUUUUCAAAAUGACUCAUCGUUUAUUGAUAAAACUCUUAUAUGUACUAUUGGUGUGAUUUGUAGUAGAUACAAAUGCACUGAUUGAUAUCAAAAUUCGAAAAUCCAGUGAUAAAUAUAUAAUUAGACUAUUUCAGUUUGAAUACCUUUGUAUGACGAAGGUAGGUGAGUGUUUCCCUUCAAAAGCUACAUUAUUGUGAACUAAAUGUUAGUCACUGAAUGUGGUAAACAUGAAUCUGAAGCGAGUUUUAGUGUCCAAAGAACUUAUAAAGAGUGCCGGAAUUGGAUAUGAUAUAUUUGUACAAUGCAGAAUUUGGAUGUGUGACAUAAUGGA